Messenger RNA from Aspergillus alliaceus, 699 nucleotides. RefSeq names its product alpha/beta hydrolase. Lineage: Eukaryota; Fungi; Ascomycota; Eurotiomycetes; Eurotiales; Aspergillaceae. The coding region runs from base 1 to 699 and encodes 232 amino acids. The record is from RefSeq and is a predicted model, not a curated record. The transcript is spliced from 3 exons.
AUGGCUUCUUCUGAUCGCGCCAUCGUUCUUAUCGGCGGAGGGUGGCACCCUACGGCCUCCUACGAGAAGUUCCAGAGCGCGCUCGAAGCACAGGAUUAUAGAACCCCUACAGCUGACCUCUACACCGAUAGCGAGUUUAUCCGUUCCUAUGUGGAGGGCCUCGUUGAGGCUGGGCGACAUGUGGUCGUCCUGAUGCACUCUUACGGCGGGCAAGUCGGCACCAAUUGUUUAGUGGGACUUGGAGCAGAAACGAGAAAACAACGAGGACUGACCGGCGGAGUGACGCGGUUGGUUUAUAUCGCUGCAUUCGCCGUCACCGAGGGAAGCACUGAUGCCAAAAUUGCGUUCGACUUUGCCGACGAUGAUACGUGUGAGAGUCGGGACCCGAAGAAUUUACCGGUGGGACCAAGCCAUCCCGAAGAGGAGCUUGAAGCCUACGUGGCCGGGCUGGCGCGGUGGAAUGGCAAAGCAAUGUACCAGGGGACUCGACAGUGUGCGUGGAGAGAGAUCCCCGUGUCCUUUGUUUAUGCGACGGCGGAUAUGACGGUUCCAUUCGAUUAUCAAAAGUUGUUUGUGGAGAAGAUGCAGGGGCAGGGCAGGGAGGUGGAGACGUUUUCGUUGGAUACGGGGCCUUGCCCUACUUUUACCAAGGCCAGUGAGUUGGUGGAGAUUGUACAUGGCGUUGUUACACGGGCUUGA